Molecule: messenger RNA, 1766 nt
Organism: Melanotaenia boesemani (Boeseman's rainbowfish)
Lineage: Eukaryota; Metazoa; Chordata; Actinopteri; Atheriniformes; Melanotaeniidae
Gene: nono
Product: non-POU domain containing, octamer-binding
Exons: 1
Coding region: 136-1455 (439 amino acids)
Biological process (GO): regulation of DNA-templated transcription
Cellular component (GO): nucleus
Molecular function (GO): RNA binding
Source: RefSeq, a predicted model, not a curated record
GAAUUGAGGUCACAAUAACGUCGCAAGAGCACGUAGCGUCGCCAUUUUCGCAGCUCUUUGUGCGCCACUGCAUGCUAAGAGUUUGCUGCUAUUAACGAAAAAAAUCACCAACUCGUAUUCUCUUGUUUAAUAAAAAUGCAAGGAAACAGAGGUCCUCAUCAGAACCACGGCCCCAACCGCCAGGGAGACUACUUUAAACCAGAGGGGCCCAACAGCAAUGGCCAGCAGCCGGAGCCCAGUGAGCAGACCAACCCUAAUGCGGCCUUAACCCUGGACCUGCAGAGCUUCAGAAAGCCCGGCGAGAAAACAUUUACCCAGCGGAGCAGGUUGUUCGUUGGAAACCUACCGACUGGGGUUAGUGAAGAGGACCUGGAGAAGCUGUUCGCCAAAUAUGGGAAAGCCAGUGAGAUUUUUAUCAACAAGGAAAGGGGCUUCGGGUUCAUUCGGUUGGAGACAAGAAUCAUUGCAGAGAUUGCCAGAGCCGAGCUGGAUGAUUUUGUAUUCAAAGGCAGGCCCAUACGGGUGAGGUUUGCAACCCACGGUGCUGCAUUAACCGUGAAGAAUUUGCCAGAGUUUGUGUCCAAUGAGCUUCUAGAGGAGGCUUUCGGUGUUUUUGGUCAGAUCGAAAGAGCUGUGGUGAUAGUGGAUGACCGAGGGAGGCCCACGGGGAAAGGAAUAGUGGAGUUCACUUCAAAGCCAGCUGCAAGAAAGGCUUUGGAUAAGUGCAGUGAAGGUGCCUAUCUUCUCACAGCUUUUCCUCGACCCAUUACAGUGGAACCUAUGGAGCAGUUUGAUGAAGAAGAGGGACUGUCAGAAAAAUUAAUUAACAAAAACCAGCAGUUUCAUAAAGAGCGUGAACAGCCACCAAGAUUUGCUCAGCCUGGCAGCUUUGAGUAUGAGUAUGCAAUGCGCUGGAAAGCUCUGAUGGAUAUGGAGAAGCAGCAGUAUGAAAUGGUGGAUCGCAACAUGAAAGAGGCUCAGGAGAAGCUGGAGGCUGAGAUGGAGGCAGCUAGACAUGAGCAUCAGGUGAUGCUAAUGAGGCAGGACCUGCUGAGGCGACAGGAGGAGCUGCGGAGGAUGGAGGAGCUCCACAGUCAAGAAGUGCAGAAGAGGAAGCAGGCUGAGCUCCGGCAGGAGGAGGAACGCAGGAGGAGAGAGGAGGAGAUGAGGAUGCGCAAUGAGGAGAUCAUAAAGAGGCAGCAGGAGGGCUUCAGGGGAAACUUCUCAGAAAAUAGAGAGCAAGACAUGAGGAUGCACAUGGGAGGCCAUGGGAUGUCCAUGAACAGAAAUUCUUUGGGUGGAAAUUCUGGUCCUGCCAGUACUGCUGGCAUACCUCCUGAGAGUUCUCCAAUGAUGUCAGGGCCGGGAAACAACAACAUGCCUGGAGGAGGCCAGGGCGGCUUCCCCAGAGGCCUUCCUGGGCCUGGAGACUAUAAUAAGCAGCGCAGAUUUUAAAUCAUGAACCUAUUUUUCCUGCUUUUUGUACUCACUGUACUUUUAAGUUUAAGGUAGUGGGUGUUACUUCUGAACUUUGAACUGUGCAUGUAUGUUUUCUUUUGUACCUUUUUAUUUGUAUUUUUGAGUUGUCUUAGUACUAAUAUGUCAAAACUCUCCAAAUGAGCCAUGCAUUUGACAUUAUUUCCCAUGUUAAUGUGUUUUUUUUCAUAGAGAUAGGAAAUGUCUGUGUCCUGGAGACAGUUCUUGAAUAAAUUCAUGACUCCGUAAAAAUAAUUGUUUCAUUUAAAAUAAAAUCAUGCCCCCUAACA